This is a messenger RNA of Lycium barbarum (goji berry), 984 nucleotides long. RefSeq lists its product as uncharacterized. The record is from RefSeq and is a predicted model, not a curated record. Lineage: Eukaryota; Viridiplantae; Streptophyta; Magnoliopsida; Solanales; Solanaceae. The coding region runs from base 1 to 984 and encodes 327 amino acids. The transcript has 3 exons.
AUGAAGAAAACUAGCGCCGAAAAAGUUCAAGAAUUCCCAUGUAUUCAACUCCCUUCCAUUGGUCGAAGAAAAAGAUGUGGUUGCAGAGAUGGAUGGAGCCCUGAUUUCAAACCUGAGGAAGAUCUUCCAAUUGCUACAGUCUGGGCUCUCCUUCCAGGUUUGCCAUUUCACUUGCAUAACUGGUUUUAUCUUAAGCAAAUUGUGGCUGUUGCUGGAACUCCCUUAGAACUAGAUACUGUGACCAAAAACAUGAAUAGGCCAAGUAUGGCUAAAGUUCGUAUCGAAAUUGAUUUUCUUAAGCCUCUUAUUACUAAUGUUUGGAUUGGAAAUGAAGAUGAGGAUAGUCUUUUGAAAGGAUUUUCCCAAAAGAUUGAAUAUGAGAGUAUCCCUAAAUAUUGCAACCAUUGUAGAAAACUUGGUCAUAAUAUGGAGAACUGCAUAGUCCUUGAAAAGAAGAAAAUGGAGGAAAUACAGGAAACUAGCAUAAAAAAGAAUAAGAAAGGAAAUGACAACAAUGAAAGUUCCAGUAAGAAGAAACAACAAGAUAGUAAAGAAAAAAUUAUGGCUGGGAAGGAGACCAACAUUGAAACUAUAAAUAGUUUUGCCGAGCUGACUGAUGAGAUACAUGUUGAGUCUUUUGAUGAUGAUGGAGAUGGACAUGAGCAAAGUAAAAAUGAAAACAUCAAAAAAAGGAAAGCUGACCAGAAUAGGGAAAGCAAUGACGAAUGGGCUGAUGUUAGUUCCUCUGAGGAUUCGAAGUCAGAGGACUCAUCUAAUGACCAAGCAGAAAAUUUGAUUCAAUCAGUGGUUGGAUCCUCAGCCCAGAAACAAUCUAAUAAUACUUCAAAACCAGCAGGAAGGAAGGAGAUUCAGACAAAGAAAGAUCAGAGGAAUAAGACUAGACCUAGUAGUCGAGAAGCACCCAUUACUAGAGGUCAAAAGUUAAAUUCUAAAAAACCUUCCAAUAAAUCCUCUGAUGAUUAG